UACCAUUUCUACAAGAUGAAGGCUAUGGUGCUAGGGAUGCUUUUACUCUCUCUCUUUAUGGCCGUGUCUGAAGUAAAAUCUGAAAGAAGUCCUGUUAGACUCUGUGGAAGAGAGUUUGUAAGAGCCGUCGUCUUUACUUGUGGAGGAUCUCGUUGGAGAAGGCAACUGACUCACUUUCCAGAAGGUGUCUCAGAUCAAGAAAACCAUCCACAUUUACUACUUGAUUUUAAUGACGCUACAGGUGCCAGUGAAAAUGAAGUCCAGAAGCCUGAAUUCCAAAGCAAUGAAUUUACCCAACCCAGUUCCGAGGCUGAAAGAGAUCUGUGGGGCAAGGAACAAAAGUCUAUACAAAAAAGGCACGAUGAUGUCAUGCGGCUCAUAAUCUCUUGCUGUGCUGUUGGCUGCAGUGAAAGCACUCUAAGUUCACUGUGCUAAAAAUGAAUCAGAUGGUGGCAUGGAUGCUAUGUCAUAGCUACAAUAC
Messenger RNA from Rhineura floridana, 481 nucleotides. RefSeq names its product insulin like 5 (gene INSL5). The coding region runs from base 16 to 435 and encodes 139 amino acids. Lineage: Eukaryota; Metazoa; Chordata; Lepidosauria; Squamata; Rhineuridae. Gene Ontology annotation, molecular function: hormone activity. The transcript has 2 exons. Gene Ontology annotation, cellular component: extracellular region. The record is from RefSeq and is a predicted model, not a curated record. Gene Ontology annotation, biological process: positive regulation of feeding behavior.